Molecule: messenger RNA, 3191 nt
Organism: Acomys russatus (golden spiny mouse)
Lineage: Eukaryota; Metazoa; Chordata; Mammalia; Rodentia; Muridae
Gene: Srsf11
Product: serine and arginine rich splicing factor 11
Exons: 13
Coding region: 1121-2023 (300 amino acids)
Biological process (GO): RNA splicing
Cellular component (GO): nucleoplasm
Molecular function (GO): RNA binding
Source: RefSeq, a predicted model, not a curated record
AGUGACUCGCCCUUGCCAGUCUCCUCUCGUGUCUGCUUUGUUAAGUUCCAUGAUCCAGACUCAGCAGUUGUGGCGCAGCAUCUGACAAACACUGUGUUCGUUGACAGAGCUUUGAUAGUCGUACCAUAUGCUGAAGUAUUUCAUGGUUCUAUCAAAGCAGCAGUAAAAAAAAUACUCUUGAAGCAUGAAAAUUAACUGGUGAGGGGCCUCAUUGCUAUUUUUAAAUUGUAGUUUUGUUUUUAGUUCUUUUUUAAUCAGAGGAUCAGAUGCAUGACUUUUUAAUGGAUGCAGAUCUUCUCCCAGGUGUCUCACAGUAAAUUCAAGAGGAUUUUAGUUUGCCAGAAAUGUUACAAGUGCACUAAUUUGAAUAAGAUAUUGAUACUUAAUAUAUCCUCUUGAGACAUAAUUUUGCAUGCAAAAUUAUCCCUUUAUCUUUGUAGGUUUGUUAAUAUUGAUGCAUUAAUGCCCUGUAUCCAAAUGAUCUUCUCCCCUUCCCUCCAUAACUCUCGGUAUCUAAAUUGAUGACAGCUCUGACACAAGCAAGAUAGCAGUGCUGUGUAGUAUACAUUUGUUUAUAUUAUCGGCACUUCUCAGUGUAGGUGGAAGGAACCAUUACCUUUAUUUAACAGUGGUUUUUCUUUUUUGUUGUUGUGUUUUACAGUUCUUUUCCCUGGUUCAGCCUGAACUAUAUACCAGGCCCUGCUGAAAAUACCACCCAACAGUUUUCUUCUGCAGCUUAUCCAGUUUCUCUUAAGUGCCCUGUACAUAUUUGAAGCAGCCGACACGAGUCGUUGUUCAUAAAACAGCUUUUGAAAGUUGAGAGCACACCCCUGGAGAACCGACUGUGCUUGCUUACGUUUGGUUCAUGACUUAAAAAUCGAGUACAGGAGUUAUUCCUGAUGAGACUAAGGCUUUGUCUCUGUUGGCACCAGCUAAUGCAGUGGCAGGUCUUCUGCCUGGUGGAGGACUCCUGCCCACCCCUAACCCACUUACCCAGAUUGGCGCUGUUCCCCUGGCUGCGUUGGGAGCUCCAGCUCUUGAUCCUGCCCUUGCUGCUCUUGGGCUUCCAGGAACAAACUUGAACUCUCAGUCCCUUGCUGCAGACCAGCUGCUGAAGCUAAUGAGUACUGUCGAUCCCAAAUUGAAUCAUGUGGCUGCUGGUCUUGUUUCACCAAGUUUGAAGUCAGACACCUCUAGUAAAGAAAUAGAGGAAGCCAUGAAGAGAGUGCGUGAGGCCCAGUCCCUGAUUUCUGCCGCUAUUGAGCCAGACAAGAAGGAAGAAAAGAGAAGACAUUCAAGGUCAAGGUCACGCUCGAGGAGGAGGAGGACCCCCUCAUCCUCCAGACACAGGCGGUCACGAAGCCGAUCAAGAAGGCGGUCACACUCCAAGUCCAGGAGUAGAAGGAGAUCCAAAAGUCCAAGACGGAGGCGAUCUCAUUCCCGAGAGAGGGGUAGAAGGUCAAGGAGCACAUCCAAAGCCAGAGACAAAAAGAAAGAAGAUAAAGAAAAAAAACGUUCCAAAACUCCACCAAAAAGCUACAGCACAGCCAGACGCUCUCGCAGUGCAAGCAGUUUGCACAUUUGUGAUUCUAGGGAGAGAAGACGGCGGCGAAGCAGGAGUGGUACAAGAUCUCCUAAAAAGCCCAGGUCUCCUAAAAGGAAGCUGUCCCGCUCGCCGUCCCCACGGAGACAUAAAAAAGAGAAGAAGAAAGAUAAGGACAAAGAAAGAAGCAGAGAUGAGAGGGAACGAUCAACAAGUAAAAAGAAGAGGAGCAAAGACAAGGAGAAGGAGCGGGAACGGAAGUCUGAGAGUGACAAAGAUGUCAAACAGGUGACUCGGGAUUAUGAUGAAGAGGAGCAAGGCUAUGACAGUGAGAAGGAAAAGAAAGAGGAGAGGAGACCAACGGAAGCAGUGUCCCCUACAACAAAGGAGUGCUCUGUGGAGAAGGGGGUGGGCGACCUUCGAGAGUCCAAAGUGAACGGGGAUGAUCACCACGAAGAAGACAUGGACAUGAGUGACUGAGCCCUGGCGCCGGCUGCAGAUGGGCCUCGGUGUCAUUCGCAGUGCUCCCUCAUGCUGUGUGUUCAUCUCACCUCGGUGUGUACAGCUGCACAUUACCAGUGGCUGCAGAGCACCCAAUUGUGACCUCUAGUUCUUUAUAGCAAAAGCUUUUAGAAAGUGGUACCUGGGUGACCAGCACUGCCAUGGUUACAUCCAUUUGCGUGACCAAGCAGCUGUGCAACUGCUGCUUCUAACACAGAUGAACAGCUGCAUGCAUCUCCAGCAGGCAUGGAUUGUCUCUGUCGUAUGACCCUCAGUGCGUUCACUUAGAGUAUUUCUAGAGUCUGAGUCCUUGCCGUGAUAGAGCCAUGUAGGGAAUGCACUGAUUGCAUGUUACCCCAAACGUCAUGAAACCCUCUGACACGGUGACCCACUUAAUGGUCUUGUUUGUUGACAUGACAAAUUAACAUUCUUAGAGUUAUAUCUGGAAAAAAGCAUUUGUGAUAGAUAAGCCUUUUGAGCCUUGUGGCUAAAUUUUUGUGGCUUUGUUUAAUUUUCAAAGGUUAUAUACUCACUAACCUUUUUUGAUGGCUAAGUAGGCUUUAAAUUACAGGAAAUUUUUUGAAAUAAAACUGGCUGUAAAAUAUGAUGUUUUGAAUUAAAGUUGUUCACUUUUUCAUAGCUACUUACGUUCUUUUCCAAUAAUUUAUUUCACAUCUCUACACAUGAACGCAACCUGCUUAUCCAGCCCACCACUAGAAAAUGACCUCAUCCUGAUUUGCAGUUUUCAACUUUUAUUAGUUUUUAAAGCUCACUGUUGAACAAGAGUAGGUGGUGGUGCAUUUUAAAUUGACCUUCAUGUGCUUUUAAAAUAUGACAAAUCUCCUUGAUAAUGUACUUUUAUUUGAUCUCAAGUUGUACAAAACCAAUAAAUUUGUGUUACUUUGAUUGCAGUAGUAUCUUAUGCACAGUGAUUCCAUGUUAUAUGCAGACUAGGUAGGCAAAUGUUUUCUUAGUUACAGGAGUUACAAGCUUCACUUUUGUGCAGUAAAAAAACAAAAGUAGGCUACCGUCUGUGCCAUGUUGAUGUACAGUUUCUGAAAUUGUUUUACAAGACUUUGAUAAUAAAACCCUUAAACCCACAAGUCAUGCUCCUGUAGAACUGCAUUGUGUUUCUUCACACGUUGAA